Messenger RNA from Trifolium pratense (red clover), 1962 nucleotides. RefSeq names its product cyclin-A2-4-like. Gene Ontology annotation, cellular component: nucleus; cytoplasm; cyclin-dependent protein kinase holoenzyme complex. Gene Ontology annotation, molecular function: cyclin-dependent protein serine/threonine kinase regulator activity. Gene Ontology annotation, biological process: mitotic cell cycle phase transition; regulation of cyclin-dependent protein serine/threonine kinase activity. Bases 227 to 1606 code for a protein of 459 amino acids. Lineage: Eukaryota; Viridiplantae; Streptophyta; Magnoliopsida; Fabales; Fabaceae. The record is from RefSeq and is a predicted model, not a curated record. The transcript is spliced from 12 exons.
GUCUUUAUCUCACACAGAUUUUAAACCCAAAAUCCAAAUCACUAUCCCGCUUUCCCUACUCAUUUCAUCUUCAUAGCUGUUUUCAACAAAAAUCAAUUCUUUUUCUCUGUUUCUUUAUGUGACCUUUUAUCUCCCUUCAAUGGAGGAGCUGUUGAACUUUGAAGCUUAAAUCUCAGAAUUCAAGCACCAAGAUUUAGUCUUCAAAGUUUUUUUUGAUCUUGUAGAGAUGAGGAAGAGUGUCACUUUGAGUGCUAGAGAGGUCCCAACUCGACUGACUCGUGCUCGCGCUGCCGCUUUAAGUGCAACUGGACAGUUGCCACCAUUGAAGGAUGCAAGACAAGAAACUCAGAAGCAUCCCCUAAGAGCCAAUUCAAAAAGAGCAGUUUCGGAUGAUACAUGUCUUCCGCAUAAGAAGAGGGCAAUUCUUCAGGAUGUUACUAACAUUAGCUGUGAAGUUCAGGCUAAGAAACGCAAGCUGGCCAAGCCUGCUCAACCACCAGUUGCUAUAGAGAUACCACAAUUUGUAGCUGACUCAAAACCGGUGAGUUCAACGGAAAUGCGGCUUAGGUCAUCAGAAGAUAUAAUGUGCUUAGUUAGUAGGUCGGAAGACAAUGCACUUGUUAGAGGCACAAAUAAUAAUCUGCUUCACAGUCAGACAUCUCGAAUAUCUACUCUGCCUUUGAUUUCUCAAAAUAAAGCUUCACAAACUUUUGCAUCCAAGAAAGGCAGCUAUUCUGAAAUUUUGGAUGUGGCGAAGCAUCCAGAUGUUGCUGACAUAGACGCUGAUUUUGAAGAUCCUCAACUUUGCAGCCUCUAUGCUGCUGAUAUAUAUGAUCACUAUCGUGUUGCUGAGCUGUCGAGAAGGCCUUAUCCUAGCUUCAUGGAAACAGUACAGCAAGAUAUCACUCCAAGCAUGCGUGCGAUACUCGUGGAUUGGCUUGUUGAGGUUUCUGAGGGAUACAAAUUGCAAGCAAACACUCUUUACCUCACUGUAUAUCUCAUCGAUUGGUUUCUCUCCAAAAAUCACAUUGAAAGACAGAGGCUUCAGCUGCUUGGCAUCACUUGCAUGCUAAUUGCUUCGAAGUACGAAGAAAUUAACGCUCCUCGUGUUGAAGACUUCUGCUUCAUUACAGAGAACACAUACACAAAAGAUGAGGUACUGAAAAUGGAGUCUCUAGUGUUGAAAUCCUCUGCAUAUCAACUGUUUGCUCCAACUACAAAAACUUUCUUGAGGAGGUUUCUUCGAGCGGCACAAGCUACUUACAAGAGACCUAGCAUUGAAUUGGAGUACUUGGCAAAUUUCCUAGCUGAACUAACACUUAUGAACUAUGGUUUCUUAAAUUUCCUUCCUUCUAUGAUUGCUGCAUCUGCUGUGUUUCUCGCAAGAUGGACGUUAGACCCGUCAAACCAUCCAUGGAAUCCAACUCUUGAGCAUUAUGCCUCUUACAAAGCACCAGAUUUGAAAGCCACAGUUCUUGCAUUACAAGAUCUGCAGCUGAAUAACAAUGAAUGUCCUUUAACUGCGAUCCGCAUGAAGUAUUCACAAGACAAGCUCAAAUGUGUAGCAGCUUUAUCUUCAACAAAACUACUUGAAACAAUGUUCUGAAGAUAAAGGUGGUGUACAAAAAGAAUGAAAGGACCCCUAAUUUGUAACUGAUACAUGAUGUUGUGUACUAUGUCACAGGAGACAUACAUGAUGGUUUUAUUUUUUGAAUGGCAUACAUGAUGGUUUUAUGUUUCAAAAGAGUUCAUCAUGACAUAUCUUAUCUGUCUAUUCUUCUUUUGUAUAUACAUUUAAUGACCUUUUUGGUUAGGGGUUUUCUUGCUUAGUUAGUUGUAUGAAUAGUGAGAUGAAGAAUGUUGCGUACAACUUCUUCAAUUCAAAUGGUUUAACUGUUGCUGUUGUUAUUAAUUGAUUGUAACAGUGAUAUGAUAUUAGAAUUAAAUACUUUUGGAUGUUUA